Messenger RNA from Penicillium odoratum, 318 nucleotides. Its product is annotated as mitochondrial 54S ribosomal mL53 domain-containing protein. The coding region runs from base 1 to 318 and encodes 105 amino acids. The record is from RefSeq and is a predicted model, not a curated record. Gene Ontology annotation, cellular component: mitochondrial large ribosomal subunit. NCBI's taxonomy places the organism in Eukaryota, Fungi, Ascomycota, Eurotiomycetes, Eurotiales, Aspergillaceae. Gene Ontology annotation, molecular function: structural constituent of ribosome. The transcript has a single exon.
AUGCCUAUCCCGAUCAGCGUAAUCACCUCUUUCCGCACAUCCUUCAACCCCUUCUCCCAGGCAUCCCGGCCCUGCCGUCUCUUCUUGUCUCUUCUUCGCACCCCCAACACUGUCGCCGGUAGCCCGACCUUCAUCGACAUCAAGGUCAACCAGCUGCCGCGUAACUCCACACAGGAACCCGUCAUGACCAUCGGUUUCAAGGGUGGAAAGGAGCUUACCUUGGAGGUUGGCAAGCGUGGAUUGAAGAUUGGCGAUGUUGUUGAGGAAGUAUCGCGAGUUGGUCGCCAGUUGGAGCGCGAGGCUAGUCUGAAGGGCUAA